AUGGCAUCAAGCUCAACAGGAAGAAUACCGCAAGGCGAAGUCGUAGUAGAGUUCGGGGACGGAGGAACCUACAUCAAAAACAAGAUGGAGAACGCAGUGAUGGAAAUUGAGAAGCGGAGGAUACAGCGGGAAGAAGGGAUCAAGGCGCAAAAAGCAUUGGAGUCGCUAGAGGUGUCGAAACCGAACGGAGCAGAGGUAAAGUCGUCAGAUGUGGACUAUCUUAUCUCGCAAAUGAGCUGUACGAAGCAAACAGCGGAGGAGGCGUUGAAGGCAUCAAAGGGGAAUCUGGUGCAGGCCGUGAUGAGCCUAGCGGAGCCAAAACCAAGAGCACGGUCUGUGGAUGGAGGCGGGGAGUUGGAAUAA
This is a messenger RNA of Dioszegia hungarica, 363 nucleotides long. RefSeq lists its product as uncharacterized. Bases 1 to 363 code for a protein of 120 amino acids. The transcript is spliced from 4 exons. NCBI's taxonomy places the organism in Eukaryota, Fungi, Basidiomycota, Tremellomycetes, Tremellales, Bulleribasidiaceae. The record is from RefSeq and is a predicted model, not a curated record.